AAGUUUACGCGGCUGAGCGGCCGCCGCGGCCGUGUGCCCCGCUCCAUACACAUUUAAUAAUAAAGAUCACAAAUAGUAGUGUAGUAUUGAGUGUUGUUUCUGCAAGAUAUCGGGACUAAAUUACCAGUUUUAUUAUGUUUUGGAGGGGAAGCCAUCGGUAGGCGCUGUCAACGAACUAUUCGCUCGAAGAUCUUCCAUCUUUGGCAGCGGAAGUAGCGGCGGAUGUCCCGGCAAUGGAUAAUCCGUCGUAUUUUGCGUUGCCGAACAAGGAUGUUCCGGACAGCGCGGAAUCUCAAGGCUCCUCCGAGCCAUGUUCCCGGUCAGCUCCCGGUCGCGUGUGGCCGGAUGCCGGCCGACCGAUCGGCUCCCCCCGCCGCAGGGAACCGGAGAGCCCCAGACGCAAAGAGUUCAGGGCGUUACUCAGAUCACUGUCUGCUCGGGAGCCAGAACAAGCUGAAGCUUUUCUAAAAGGACAACCAAGGCCGGGUGAUUGCGCUCCCGGAGAUAUGAGACACACAUUCACUGCCCCGCGUAUCAAGAAGGGCAAAAUAAGUACAACAGUUGUCACAAGCGAUGGUCCACAAGAGCGCGAAGAAGUGUUCUACACGAUUCCCCUUCAGGGUAGAAGAAGGCAUUCGGUGGGCGGAUACCUGGCCACGGGCGCGGCUGGCGCGGGAGAAGUGACGGCGGUACCUAGCGAGGUGCCGAGGAUGCCACCACCACGGUUCAACCAAAAGGAAGAGGACACCAUCAAGAGGAGAAGACCAAAGAAUUUUACAUUCAAAGAAAUGGAAGAUAUUGCAAUACUGUGGAGCUCCGGCUCUCCUGAAAGUGCGUUAUGGUCGGACUACUUGGUAGCAAGCUUCGAUAAAAUCAUGUCGCAGCGAGCUAGACAUCAUUACAGAGUAACUCCGAUAACCGCAGAAGAACUCUUGGCACCAGACUCUCAAGAGAAAGUGGAAAAACUGACAAAGGCACAGCUGCAAAUAGUGAUCCUGUGCCCAAUCCUCGCCACCAAGCUGGCGGACCUCAAGAGAGAGGUCAACGGGGACAGUCUGUUCAAAGUCGACAAGGUCUUAGUGAUGCUGCUCGGAGUUGAGAAAAAUCAAGUCAUCUCCGGCAACUGCGAAGAUUAUCCGACUAUAGACCAGUGGCAAAUGAUGUGCGUGCGCGAAAAGGACACGUCGUUUGUGGACACGUUCCUAACAGCAGCCGUCGGAAUACUGCGCACCAAAGAUUGCAAGGAUACAGCCACCGACAGAACCAGCUUCUCCAUUGUGCCAAAAAAAGUCAAAAUCGGACAAAGUCGAGUGAUAGCGCUCCUCAACGACCCUAUUAGAGACGAGGACAGCAUAAAGAUAAUGGUGGACAAGAAGGGCGAGGUCAUCAACAUACCCAGCUUCAAAAAGAGGAACCCUUACACACUUCAGUUCGAUAUUCCAGAGUCGUGCCUUGAAGUUUCGAUGCUCGUGUGGGUGCGUGUUAGCAAGAACGGCCAGUCGCUGGGGCGAAGACAAAUCAAAUGCGAAAGCAGACUCAGGGAAUUGGAUCAGCUGUUACGAGCAUCAGAUCAUCCUCUGGAGUUUAUGUGCCAGACUUUGGGCUUUAAAACAACCAGCAAAGAACAAUUGGACAGUUGGAUGUUGAACGCUUUCCAAAAGAACAUACCACCACACUUCAACCUUCUUGCAUCUACCGAGCAGUUCAACCCGAAAGCUGAUAUGUCCAGUGGUGAGGAAUACCCCACAUUGUUACACUGGGCGGCUCGGUUUGGCCUAGAACGUUUAUGCUGGCAGUUGUUAGAAUGUCCCGGUGGCGGCGCUGCCGUCGCACUCCGCAAUGUUCGACAGCGCACCCCUGCAGACCUCGCCAGGGACCACAAGCAUUACGCACUUGCUGACAUGCUAGCCGAUCAUCUCAAAAUAAAUGAAUUCUCCAACAUGUACUACUAUUUGAAAAACAUGUCAGACAACGACAAAGAAGAGAGCCAAGACGAAGCUAAACAAGAUGAACUUAGAAUUGUAGAAACAUGCGACACUGUCGACUCGCCAGUACGCAAUGACCACAGAAACAUAGCAGAAUCCACCGAUCCCUUCAGCGAAGCGUGCACACAGAACUUAGAGAAAAACAUCGAAAAGGCAGAUGAUAUCGAUAAGAAACGACCAAAUCUGAGGCUCCCGAAAAUUAAGGAACAGUUCUACCAAAACGAAUUCCCGCUUCAUGACAAUCAAGUAGACAGAAUACAACAAGCACUCGAACACGACUACUUGGUCCAACCCUCCAACAUAAAAGUAGAAAGCCCUAAGUUCAGACCAAAUAACUUAUACGCGAAUAGUUCGAGACUGAUGCCGCAGCAGUCGGACAUAUUCUUGUACUCGCCCACCGAAGAAUCUAAGACUUUUACCAUUGACACUCCUACUAGUGAUAUAAGCCAAAUAAACCUUAAUACCAAAGAUGCGCGCAGCAGCGGCAGUGUGAAAUCAGGGAAAGAAUCCUUUCCACUGACUGGACAAGAAGAGUUAGCAGAAAUAAUAAACGAUUUCAAAAACAACGUGUUUACGAUAUCGGAGGUAGAAAAGUUGGUGAUGGAAUGGAAAAAUAGGAACGAGACUCAACAGUCGCUCAAAGAGAAGCAGGAACAGUUGAACAAAAUGAGAGAGGAGUACGAUAGGAUACAGCUGAAGAUAAAAGACAACAUGAAAAGACCAACACCCUUUGAGAGGGUGAAGAAAAUGUUCUCCAAGAGCAAAAAUAAACAUCAUCACCAUGAAAACAAUAAUGGCACAAUUGAAAAACGAAACGGAAAUACACGACCAAAUAGCAGCUUGAGUGAAAGUUCGUCAUCAUCGGGACGUUUGAGUACAGUCAGCGGCGGCAGCGUGGCCGAGACUAACAGUGUCCAAUCUGAGAUUGAUGACAAAGCUAGGUCUAUUAUUUCAUCAAGCACGUUGACGAUGCAUUCGGCGUGCGACGGUGAGAACAGAAUGGAUGACUACUUGAUCCCGCCACCACCUCGCCCGCUAAAUGGAUGCCCCCAGUUCACUACUUUUGGACAUCCUAAACAUGACAGCAGAAACCAACACAUGGCAACCAUAGUCGAGCGUGAAACGUCAGCGUCUCGAGAAACGCUGGACUGUGACGCCGACACUCGUAAUGGCACUCACUUGCGACUGAACUUCGGUUCGCGCGACCGGUCGCACCCGACUAGUCGCUGCGACGACCGAGAUGGCGCACAUAUGUACAUGAACAUUUCUGCCACGCACACAUAAUAUUACAACUAGAAUCACCUUUAGUUUUAUUCCAAUAUCACAUUCGUGUAUUUUUGCAUAGUGAAGGACACUCCGUAUAACAACGAAAUAAUGAUGUAAUACGCUCUUGAGUCAACGUGUAUAUUUACCGUGAUACUGCCAAAUAAUAGAAGCUUGUAGUCUCUAUUAAGAGAUCAAUGUUAUAAUAAUAUUAUCUUAUAUUAUUUGAUAGGUUUAAUGUAUGUGUAAAGUAGUCGAAUCAAAAUAAUAAGUGUCACCAAACGAAAAGUAAGUUUUGUACCAACAUUCGAAUAGUACGAUAUUUCCAUUAAAAUAAUGAAGACUGAAAAGAUGCAUGUAAAUAUUGUAUAUAUAUUUUUUACCAUAUAAACGUAAAAUCUCUAUUUAUUGUCGUCGUCGAUUUUAAAGCAGAUACGUAAUAUUUUAAAUAGUACAAAAUAUAUCCAUGUUUAGGUAAUCUAGCCAAAAUAAAGUUAUUAUUUAAGCAUUUACUUUAUUAUAUAAAAAAAAAACAUUAGCAUACGAGAAUCUUGGCCUAAAAGAUCUGCUUGAAGGAAUAUUUUUUACUUUUAUUAAUACUUUGUAUUAAAUCGUCCAAGAUGCAUUUAUUGUACCAAUGUAUACCUACUAUGUAUUGUGAAAAUAAACUCAAAAUGCUGUA
Helicoverpa zea (corn earworm) is the source of this 3930-nucleotide messenger RNA. It is a transcript of the gene stumps, whose product is annotated as phosphoinositide 3-kinase adapter protein 1. The transcript has 15 exons. Gene Ontology annotation, cellular component: cytosol. Gene Ontology annotation, molecular function: transmembrane receptor protein tyrosine kinase adaptor activity; fibroblast growth factor receptor binding. The record is from RefSeq and is a predicted model, not a curated record. Bases 234 to 3269 code for a protein of 1011 amino acids. NCBI's taxonomy places the organism in Eukaryota, Metazoa, Arthropoda, Insecta, Lepidoptera, Noctuidae.